GACCUUUCCCAAAUUUCCCCACCUACCUCCCGAGCCCAAACCCCUCUAUUCGCACCUCCGUCCUCCCCGCGGUUUCUAGAUGACUCGAGAAGCGAUGCGGAAGAAGGCGAAGGCCGUGCCGGAGUGGCUGAACAGCCCGCUCUGGUCGACCCCGCCGCUCGCCUCGACCCUCGCCGACCCCUUCGGCACCGACUUCUCCCCGCCGCCUGCCCCGUCCCCCGAGCCGUCUCCUUCCGUUCCGCCGCCACCGAUGCGCGAGCAGGCGGUCGAUUCCCAUGCUGGCCGCGAGGGAGAGACACGAGAAGAGGACGGCGCCGGCGCUGCUCUCCGGGCGCACUUGCUUGCCGACUUCAAGGCCGCGCUGUCUAAGAAGGUGGUGAACAUGGGGGAGCUGCGGAGACUCGCUUGCCUUGGCGUGCCAGAUGGCGGCGGCACGGACGUACGACCGCUCGUGUGGAAGGUCCUCACUCAUCUCUGAUGCUGCUGCUGCUUCAUUUUUUCUCCCCAAUUUAUGGUGUUCAAAAUUUUGGUUGUUUGGAGCUGUUAUUUUUAGCAAAUUUGGAGGUUUAUGAGCCAAUUUCGAAAGGCAUAGAGUAAGAAAUGGAAAACCUUUACAAGGCUACCUAUGAAUCUUUAUUUAUCAGAGAUGCUUAGAAACGAAAGAUAACAACGACCUUAUUGUUAGUGUGUAUAGUUAGCCAAUAUUAGCCAGAAAAUUACAGUAUAUGAAAUCUAGGUUUGCCCUGCUUUACAGUUUAUAGUCCUAAGGUAAAUGGUUGGGGAUUGGUUGCUCCUGUGAACCAACUUUUAGUGGUUUUUGUUAAUUUCGCGUAAGAGGUGCGUCCUUAUUUAUAUUCUGUAAGGCGUACUAUUGUUCAGCUAUGCGGGAAGCUCAUUAAGAUCCUGAGAUUAUUAUGCAACUUAAUUCUGUAGUUGCAAUUCUGCAACGGAUGUGCACAGAACCCUUUGUGUUGUGAUCUACUUAGUUCCCUA
Messenger RNA from Triticum dicoccoides, 993 nucleotides. RefSeq lists its product as uncharacterized. The record is from RefSeq and is a predicted model, not a curated record. Bases 80 to 478 code for a protein of 132 amino acids. The transcript has 2 exons. Lineage: Eukaryota; Viridiplantae; Streptophyta; Magnoliopsida; Poales; Poaceae.